AUGUCAAAUCCAAAAUCAUCACAUCUCAUUUCUUUGCAAACAGAUGGUUUAUACCUUCUAAACCUCAACGAAACCACAUCGUUGAAGCUCAACUUGCCCUUUACAUUACCAGCCAAAACCGAACCGGUAUGUAUUCUUCAUUGUCGUGGAAUGAUUUGUCUGACCCUUAAAGACAACAAUGAUCUAGCAAUAUGGAAACCAGGUUUGGAGAAAUUCAAGAGAAUACCAAUGGUUGAACCGGGCCAAACCACAGAUCUUUUGGGAUUCGGUUAUGACCGGGUUACUGAUGAUUACAAGAUCGUGAUGGUAAAUGGUUUUAAUACAUAUAUCUAUGCUUUUAAAGAAAGCUUUUGGAGAGAAAGUGUAAAAAAUACUUCUCUUCAUUGCAAAUUCAAUGACCGAACCGGUACAGUUGUAGACCAUUGUAUGUAUUGGAUAGCAGAUCGGUCUCACAACAAAACCUCUCAAAGACAAAACACCAUCUUGUGUUUUGAUUUCUCCAAGGAAGAGUACCAAGAACUUUUAUCUCCGAUGUACACGGAUUCGAAACUAAGUUCAUGGUUAGGGGUUUCAAGAGGAGAGCUAUGUGUUAUCGAUCAUUACCCUUGUCUAGAUAAUGACAUUUGCUUAUGGCGUCUGGAAAGAAGAAACAAGAAGAUAACACAAUGGAACAUUGAUCCAUGUAUCAAUAUGAAGGAAAAUGUUAAAGGAUUCAAAAAGUUUGAUGUUGGUUUGGCGUGCUUAGCAAGAAACAAAAACUUUGAUGUUGGUUUUGCGUGUAUAACAAGAAACGAGGAGCUCUUUGUAGUGGUGAAAGGUAAUGGAAAAGAAGAAGACAAGGUUAUGGUGUAUAACGAGAUCAGAAUGAAGUUUAUUGAAGUUCCAUUUCGUAGUUCUUUGAAUGGGUUUAGAUGUAUGACUGUCACAGAUUGA
This is a messenger RNA of Capsella rubella, 933 nucleotides long. RefSeq names its product putative F-box protein At3g16210. The record is from RefSeq and is a predicted model, not a curated record. The transcript has a single exon. Lineage: Eukaryota; Viridiplantae; Streptophyta; Magnoliopsida; Brassicales; Brassicaceae. The coding region runs from base 1 to 933 and encodes 310 amino acids.